ACUGAGAUUGUUAUUUCUAAAGCAGGAAUACCUUUGAACACGAUAUUCCUUUCGAAAGUAGCUUUGUGAACACUUUUCUCACCUCUCUUGGCAUUCCCCUCGAAUGGAAAAUACAAGUUAAGUCUUGUUUCACUAACACUGGUUUUACAACUGCUUCGAAUACCCCUCUAUCACUUUGUAUUAGACCAAGAUAUGGCAAUCCGUCACUUCUUCAAGCGUCAGUUGGUUGUAGUCAUGUAGAAAAACAGUUGUUCUUUCUCCCCAUUCACCAAGACUUUUGUUGUUCUACUGACUGUUUAAGUAAAUACUUUAACAGUCCUUUUGCUCCAUGCUUCAUUUCCACUGUAACGCACCUGCUCUUUGAUCUGUGUUGCUCUUAAAUAUUCUACAAGAAUUUACUCGAGUGCCAACAACAUCUUCGCAAAACUCAUUUGAAGUCUUGCCCUUACGGAGCCUUAUCUCCUAUGAUAAUAUUUAACAUGUUUCAGAAAAAUGAAUUCUUGUCUGUCAGUUUUGAGAAGAUGUAGAUCUUUAACUGUGAAGAUUUAAUCUAUACAUGAGACAUCUAACAAAAGCCCUCCGAUGAAAUACUAAUUGGACGGGUUCAAAGUGAAAAACCAUUAAUUAAAUUAAGCUGUAAAACUUUAUUGUCAAUGCUUACAACCUACUCAAUGUUCUAACUUUAAAAUCUAAAGAAAUGAAAAAGCUAUUCGCUCGAACUCCAGACAGACAACUACAUAUAUUUAAUAUCUUCAUAUUCUCUUCUUUUAAGUAGGGCUGUCUUCUAACACAAGCUGGUUUUCAAGAGGCCUUGCGAUAGAAAUAUUCAUUGCAAGGGCAAAGACUGUAAAAAAUCUUAUUAUCCAAGACCUUCAAUAACAGAAUCCCUUUGAGGUGUCAAAGCUGCUGUUUGUUAUCAUACUGACGGCCCGUUUAUUGAUAUUUAAGCAACUACCCACAACAUCUUAUAAUCUUCUUCUCAAAAAUAUUUCUUCAGGCAACUUCACUUCUCUGGAAAAAGAUUCCUACACUCUUUGUCCUUAUCUUCUCUCUCAAUGCUGUAUCGACUUGCAAUAACUUAUUGAGAAGUUUCAUUGUCUUUAUUACAAAUAACCAACUUCCUAAAAAAACCAUAUCUCCCUUUUUCUCCUUGUAAAUUUCCAUUUUUCUGGAAAAGCAUUCGUUCAAGCAUGUUCAGAAAAACAGUUUUCACUCUUGCCAUCUUGGAAAUUAGAAGUUUCUGAUUCUACUCAUCGUAAUUCUGGCUACUUUGCCUUGAAGCACCGUACCGCUUGUGUUUUUCAAGGCAUCGUCUCGUUAAGUUGUUUCUGGUAAUGUAAUGUUCAUUCAAAUUUGCUUUCACUGCAAAUUUCUUAAUUUGCUACACAUCUCUUUUUACUAUGCAAGUUUUCAAUUGUUGCGUCAGCGAUCAUAUCUGAGAUUGUGACGUCAAAUUUAUUGGUUACGCUCUUUGUAUAUAAAAGGCGAUUCAUCGGUUAUUAAAGCAGAAUUUCAGAUCGAUUCAGCAUCUGAGGUAACAUUGGCUGCUGUUAUCUUCGAAAGGAAAGCUAAGUUUUCAUUUUCCAAACCUUUGGAAAUCAUUUAAACAUUCAUUGUAAGAAACGUCUGCCAUCUUGUGGUCGCCAAUCGAAAUCAAGAUGGGAAUUUGUUUUUCCAAAUGCAGUGUUGAAGAUGGUGAGUUCUUAAAGCUUUUACUUUCCAUGUUUUUGCUGGAAGUUAUUGUUAUCUUUACAAAAGUAUGAUCUUUUUCUAAGCGUUUUCUAAAUUUUUAAGCUUCUUUGAAAUAGCAUCCCAUAAUGCUAAGAAUAUUUUCUUGAAUGUCUUUAUAGAUGUUAUUUUAACAAGGAGCCUAAAUAAAUUGAAACAAAACAAAAUAAAAAGCAAAUUUGACGAUACUAGAAAGUAAGUUAAAUUUGUUUCUAUGUUUGAAAUUGCUUUUUAGAAUACACAGCAAAAUGCACAAAGCGUUCGUUGACAAGAAAUUGGAAGAAUAAGCAAAGACUGAACUCUUCUACAAGGUCAAAGAGAACCAACACAGUUGCAGAUAUCAAGCAUUGUCUCGAUAUUUCCCAACCAUUUGCAACAUCGACACCAAGAGGAUGCCAAACAAAGAUAGUAAGUAAUUAUUUCAAUCCAUUCAUUCCCUUCAAUAUUUUGUUAUUCAAUUGUUUACAUUUUCAUUUCAAUUGUUUGCUUUUUUCGAUCACUUUCUACUAAACUCUUUUCUCAAUACUUUCUCGAUGAAGUAGAGUUUGUCAUUGAUUCUUAUAAUGCACACAUCCUGGUAAUUGAAUCCUUAUACUAAAUGAAGAAGCAGACGCAAACUGAAUUGAUUCUGAUUAUGAUUUUCAUUCUUUUUUCAGGUGCCGAAAAGCUACAACAUAUUUUCAGCCACCAAUACUGUAACAUCCGAUUCACUGGUCCACGACGUAACCAUGAUCAACCAAGGACAAAUUGAUAAAAAUUCUUAUGAAUUCGAAUCUGCCUCUGAUUUUUUCCCAGAUCCAGAAUCAGAUUUGACGAUUGUCUCUGUAGUAUCAUAUUUCGAAUCAGAUUGCCCUUCCAUCGAUUUUUCUGAUGUAGAAUCCGAUUGUGGAUCAGUUUCAUCGUGGGGAUCAAGUUUCGAGUCAAUCGCAAUAUCGGAUUUGGAUUAUAACGACAAAUGCGAAACAAACUCAGAAUUUGAAGAUGAAAAAGAGACUGAUCUCGACUUGACGAUUGUAACACAGAUGGAAUUUGAAGACUCGUUUUCAGUAAUGGGUUCGAGGCUAUCGUCAUUCAGAGAAGAAUUUGAUUAUCUAUCAGAGGUAGAAAUCGAGGACGAGAUGCGAUCAAGAAUUGGGGAUGAUUAUGAGGGACAGUACGUCGUUGAUGAAAUGGAUGAAUCGAAGAGCAAAUUUGAACUGAAGCAAAAGCCGGCACGACAGAGGUACAAGAUGGUUGCACAAGCUGUUGUUGGAUUCUUCAGAUCAGCGUGGAUCAAAAGUCGACGAGCCUUCAAGUUGAAGCUUUGAGCGCCUUGAAAUCCAGAAACAAAACGUUACUUAAAAACUGUUAAAACGAAAUACAUGUUUAUGACACCAGAAACAUCAACCUUUUGGGUUUCUCUCAUGCAAAGAAAAGGUGUGAUGGAAAACAGUUUUUAAAAUUUCUGUAGUUGAUUUUGGACGGCUUUAUAAUUGUAAAUUAAAAUAUGUGUGGAUGAGUGCAAGUGAUAUCUGAAAUUUGUUGGAUUUUAUUUGUGUCUUUCUGUCACCAUGUUUAGAUAUUCUUUACAAUUCAUGACUUAUUAUCAACUCAAUUAAUUACUAUUUCUGAUGUUCAAGAAGGAUAAGGAUAUCAUUUUAAUAUUAGUCAUACAAUAACAGAUAAAACCUUAUGGUCUUUUUAUGGAGAAAAACAGGAUGGGCAAUAUGAGCCUGUCAAUGCCCCCUCCCCCCCCCCGGAUUAUGACUUAUAUCCUAAGCUCUGCGUUUACAUGGAGCAAGAGUUUGUGGUAUGAACACGAGAUCCAUGUCCCAGAACGUUCGAUUCCAUUUCUAAAUCUUUUUCAACUUAACAGUGAAAGCUAUUUCAGAUCGCUAACACGAUCGCUAAGCAAAGUAAAAAUAGAAAAUUGAU
Messenger RNA from Rhopilema esculentum, 3642 nucleotides. NCBI's taxonomy places the organism in Eukaryota, Metazoa, Cnidaria, Scyphozoa, Rhizostomeae, Rhizostomatidae. The record is from RefSeq and is a predicted model, not a curated record.